This is a messenger RNA of Microthlaspi erraticum, 1455 nucleotides long. NCBI's taxonomy places the organism in Eukaryota, Viridiplantae, Streptophyta, Magnoliopsida, Brassicales, Brassicaceae. The record is from the annotation of a GenBank genome assembly.
AUGUCGUUUAUGGGGAUGAUGAAGAAGAAGAAGGAGAGCAGUCCAGUUUCGCCAUUGAAGAAGCGACGAGCGAGCUGGUCUCAACUUUGGGUCAACAACCAUCACCAGCUAUUGUCUUCUCCGCCGCUCAAUUUGGCUUCCAAGUUCCAGUCUCCGACUCCUCCAAUCGCCAAAUCCAAAACCCUACUCACCGAUCCCACCCUCCUCUUAUCAGACCUCACUCUCCUCUCGAUCAUCGACAAGGUCCCCGAAUCGCACCGGAAGAGUCUCUCUUUGGUUUGCAAGAGAUGGCUGAGACUCCACGGCCGACUUGUGCGGUCGAUUAGGGUAUCGGAUUGGGGAUUUCUCUCGUCCGGUCGACUGAUUUCGAGGUUCCCGAAUCUGGAUACGGUUGAUUUGGUCAGUGGGUGUUUGAUUUCGCCGCCAAAUUCAGGUAUUUUAGUUAACCACAGGAUAGUUUCGUUUACUGUUGGCUUAGGGACUUACCAGAGUUGGAGCUUCUUUGAGGAGAAUCUGUUGCCUGUUGAAAUGGUUGAUAGAGGGCUAAGAACACUUGCAGAUGGCUGCUGCUCCAAUCUCCAGAAGCUAGUAGUGACCAAUACUAGUGAAUUAGGGUUGUUGAAUGUAGCUGAGGAGUGUUCGAGGCUGCAAGAACUCGAAUUGCACAAGUGCUCUGACAGUGUUUUGCUUGGGAUUGGUGCGUUUGAGAAUCUCCAGAUAUUGAGAUUGUUAGGGAAUGUUGAUGGUUUGUAUAGCUCCUCGGUUACGGAUAUAGGUCUGAUGAUAUUGGCUCAAGGGUGCAAGAGACUUGUGAAGCUUGAGCUCGUUGGAUGCGAGGGAGGGUUCGACGGGGUUAAAGAGAUUGGCGAGUGUUGUCAGAUGCUUGAGGAGCUCACUGUUUGUGAUCAUAAGAUGGAGUCAGGUUGGCUUGGAGGUCUUCGUUAUUGUGAGAAUCUCAAGACUCUGAAGCUCGUGUCUUGUAGAAAGAUCGAUCUUGAUCCUGGUCUAGGUGAGUGCUUGAGUUGUUCUUGUCCUGCACUCGAGCGGUUGCAACUGGAGAGGUGUCAAUUGAGAGAUAAGAAUACAGUGAAGGCUUUGUUUAAGAUGUGUGAAGCCGCGAGAGAGAUUGUUUUCCAAGAUUGUUGGGGAUUGGAUAAUGAUAUAUUCAUCUUGGCAACAGCUUUCGGGAGAGUGAAGCUUCUGUAUCUAGAAGGAUGCUCAUUGCUAACGACGUCGGGAUUAGAAUCUGUGGUUUUGCAUUGGCAAGAGCUCGAGCAUCUGAAAGUGGUUUCGUGCAAGAGCAUAAAAGAUUCAGAGAUCUCUCCGUUGCUUUCAGCUUUGUUCUCAGCAUUGGUAGACUUGCAGUGGAGACCGGACACCAGAUCUCAUCUCUCCUCGAGCCUUAUAGGGACUGGAAUUGGGGAAAAGGGGGGAAAGUUUUUCAAGAAAACAUAG